This is a messenger RNA of Ceraceosorus guamensis, 2169 nucleotides long. Its product is annotated as homoaconitase. Gene Ontology annotation, biological process: L-lysine biosynthetic process. The transcript has 2 exons. The coding region runs from base 1 to 2169 and encodes 722 amino acids. The record is from RefSeq and is a predicted model, not a curated record. Gene Ontology annotation, molecular function: homoaconitate hydratase activity; 4 iron, 4 sulfur cluster binding. NCBI's taxonomy places the organism in Eukaryota, Fungi, Basidiomycota, Exobasidiomycetes, Ceraceosorales, Ceraceosoraceae.
AUGCCAUCUUCGCUCCCAAAUGCCGCGUCCAAGCCGCAGACAUACAUCGAAAAGGUCAUUCAAACUCAUGCCGUAGGGCUCAAGCAUGGUCAAAAAGUCUUGGCGGGCGAUUAUCUCGCCAUCAGGCCUAGGCACGUCAUGACGCACGACAAUACCGGGCCUUGCAUCAACAAAUUCAGAUCCAUCGGUGCGACGAAGAUCAAGGACGUGGGCCAAGUCGUCUUUGCGCUGGAUCACGAUGUACAGAACAAAUCGGCAGCCAAUCUGCAAAAGUACAGCAAGAUCGAGUCGUUUGCGCGAGAACAAGGCGUCGAUUUCUACCCAGCAGGCCGAGGCAUCGGACAUCAAGUCAUGGUGGAGGAAGGCUAUGCCUUUCCUCAAACGUUGGCAGUGGCGAGCGACAGUCAUUCCAACAUGUAUGGAGGUGUGGGCUGCGUAGGCACUCCGGUGGUCAGGACCGACGCCGCCGCCAUUUGGGCAACUGGUCAGACGUGGUGGCAGAUCCCUUCGGUGGUCAAGGUGCACCUGACGGGCAGAUUGCCUGUUGGCGUCACUGGCAAGGAUGUGAUCGUCGCCUUGUGCGGCGUGUUCAAUCAGGAUCAGGUGCUCAAUGCGGCCAUAGAGUUCGUCGGCGAUGGCGUGGCUGGUCUGUCCAUCGACGAGCGUCUGGCCAUCAGCAACAUGACCACAGAGUGGGGCGCGCUAGCUGGUGUCUUUCCGGUGGAUCAGGUCACACUGGAUUGGUACGAAAAGCACAUCGCUUCGUUGGACAAGAUGGACUUCCAGGUGGGAUCAUCACCCAAGAAGUCUCAGCAUCAUCCACGCCUCAACAAGGCGAGGCUGGAAGAGCUGUCAAGGAACCUGCUCAGACCUGACGAAGGCGCCUUCUACGCAAAGACGCUGCAUCUGGAUCUCAGCACGCUCUCGCCUCACGUGUCUGGCCCCAACAGCGUCAAAAUCUCUACGCCGCUAAGUACCCUCUCCAAGCAGGAUAUCGCCAUUCAAAAGGCCUAUCUCGUCAGCUGCGUCAACUCUCGUGCUUCGGACAUUGCGGCGGCAGCUUCGGUUCUGCGCGGCAAACGCGUCGCUCAAGGAGUAGAGUUCUACGUUGCAGCAGCUUCUUCUCUAGUCCAGCGCUCUGCAGAGGAAGCGGGCGAUUGGGGAGAUCUGUUGGCAGCAGGGGCCAAGCCUCUGCCAGCGGGCUGCGGUCCCUGCAUCGGCUUGGGUGUAGGAUUGCUCGAAGAUGGAGAGACGGGCAUCUCGGCUACCAAUAGAAAUUACAAGGGCAGAAUGGGAAGUCCGAAUGCAAAGGCUUACCUGGCCAGCCCUGCUGUCGUGGCUGCCAGCGCUGUCCAGGGUCGCAUUUGCGGACCAGAGGAUUUGGACCCGGCGCUUCUGCCGAGCGCCGACGCUCUCAAGUAUUCCAUCGAGUUGGGCCAGCGCAUCGCCGCGUCCACCCAGAGCGCUUCAACCUCCUCUCGUGCUGACGAAGCCGCGCCCGCCGACGCCCAGGACCUGCUGCCCGGCUUCCCACCCACCUUUUCCGGCUCGCUAAUCUUUGCACCUCAAGAUAAUCUGAACACGGAUGGGAUUUACCCAGGCAAGUAUACUUAUCAAGAUGACAUCACUGCAGAAAGACAGGCCGAGGUGGUGAUGGAGAACUACGACCCCAACUUUGCUGCCAGAGUGGCCGAGCUGCGACGCUCUGGCGCUUCUGAGGCGCAAGAAGGUCAGGGCAAGGUGGGAACGAUUUUGGUGUCGGGGUACAAUUUCGGUACGGGAUCUUCGCGGGAACAAGCGGCUACUGCGUUGAAGCACGCCGGCGUGCCCUUGGUUCUUGCUGGUUCUUUUGGCGACAUUUUCAAGAGGAACGCGAUCAACAAUGGAUUGGUGUGCUUGGAAUGUCCAGAGCUGGUGGAGGAUUUGACGAGGGAGCAUGCAAAGGAUGGAGCGAGGGGAAAUGGAGGCAAGGAAGAGGGGGAGAUCAGCGUGCUUUUGAAGGGUGCGCAGGUCGGCGUGGAUAGCAGCAAUGGACGAUUGACGCUCAGGCUACCGGAUGGAAGCGAGAAGAGGUACACUACCACGCCUGCGGGUGUGGGAACGGCUGUACAGGAUAUAUGGACGGCGGGAGGGUUGGAGGCUUGGGUAAGGAGGACAAUCGGCGCGUGA